AGUGCGAAGAGCGACUUGGUUCGGCCGUCGGUUUUCGUUCCGGGACCUCGUGUGUUCGGCGUCUUCGUUCACCGUCGUCGAAUUCGGCGAAAGGGUGUUAAAGAGCGGUCCACGGUCGACUGUUGCCGCGUUCUGGGGUAGCAGCGACGGAGGCGGGAACACGCCAAGUACGUGCGGGAACGACGCGGCCACUGCAAGACGGCCCGUCGCUGAGUGAUGGUGUAAGGAGGAUGUGGCUGAGGAGCGGCUCGUCGGCCCCCCCGCAGGUGGCCACCAGCCUGCGAUCCCGCAAGUCGUGUCCCGCAGCAGCGGCCAGAGCGGCCAAACAGCGCGGCGGCGGCCCAGCCCACGGCGCGAGGGCAGCCCUCGCCAGGAGGUCACGUGCCAGGCACAACUUGUUGAGAGAGACUUUCCGCGGCAACGUGCCUGCUCUGAAAGGCGGCGCAAGCGGCGAGCCUGUGCACAAGAGCCCACUCUGCGAACCGACCGCUGACACCACUGAAAUGCAUACUGUCGAGGUGUCUGAAGGUGAGGAGAGCAAAGAAAACUGGCAGCACCCCUUACCUGAAGAGGAGGAGGGCGCCGGCGUGUCAGGGGUGGACGGAAGCGCCGCCUUGCUGGCUGCUUAUGAAAAACUGGUGACACCUGACCUGGCUUGCAUGCUGGAUGAUGACGGAGGGGAGGAAGGGGCAGUGCUCAGGACAGAUGAGCGCUUUGAUACAUACGUCGAGGUCACCAGGUUCUACGCGGAGGCCGCCGCCGCGGCCGCCAACGAGGCGUGCGCCAGCUGCGAUGAGAAUGAACCUCCGAGCGCAAUGGUGAUUGCCAGCGUGGCCUGCGAGGCCUCAACCUCAGCCGUUGAUGACUGGGAGCCCUUCGACCCCUACCUGUUCAUCAAGAACCUGCCGCCACUCACUCCAGACAUGAGGGCCAGGUUAGUUUGGUGCCCAGCACUGCCGUUGAAGACGCGAAGCAGUCCAGAGUUCUCGCUGGUGUUAGAUCUGGACGAGACCCUGGUGCACUGCAGCUUGCAAGAGCUGCACGACGCGUCCUUCAAUUUCCCCGUGCUCUUCCAAGACUGCAGCUACCGCGUGUUUGUACGCACAAGACCCUUCUUCAAGGAGUUCCUCGAGCGCGUGGCCAACAUGUUUGAGGUCAUCCUGUUCACCGCCUCGAAACGCGUUUAUGCCGACAAGCUGCUAAACCUGCUUGAUCCAGAAAGGCGGCUUAUCAAGUACCGGCUGUUCAGGGAGCACUGCAUCUGCGUCAACGGCAAUUACAUCAAAGACCUGCAAAUUCUUGGCAGGGACCUUUCGAAGACCAUCAUUGUGGACAACUCACCACAGGCCUUUGGCUACCAUCUUGAGAAUGGCAUCCCAAUCGAGAGCUGGUUUGAGAACCGGUCCGACUGCGAGCUAAUGAAGUUGCUGCCCUUCCUUGAAAACCUCGCUUGCAUGCGUGAAGACGUGCGGCCACACAUUCGAGAGAAGUUCCGCCUGUUCAGCAUGCUACCAUCGGACUGAGCUACAUUGUCCGACCGCCCCCAGCCGCCCUUUUUUCUGACCGCAGCAGGACGGUGUGGCAGAGUCGAGCAAAACCAGUACCUUGGCGCCGCCACUGUCGGAGUCACUUUUUAGCAUUUAUCUUUCUCUCUUUUUGAAUCGAUAUCGAGCUGCUGUUUCUCUUGGAAUGCACAACUUGAUUUUUUCGCGACCACUUCUACACUGUGCCAUACUUGGUGGUUUACGCAAAUGUACAAAGGAGCAGCAUUUACUCUUCUCCCCACCUAUUUUCUCUCAUCUAAUAUCGGACACAGAUAUUUUUGGUUUUACAAUCACAAGUGUCAUUAAAAUAGCAAUUUUAAUAUUGGUUUUCAACUUCUGUAUUGUCAAUGAAGAUAUCCAAACACCUGACUGCAUUUUAUCCAAUAUUGUAAAAAUGUUAUUCUAAAUAAAUGAAAAGGAAAGGCAAUGGCUGAAUCUCAAGAAAAGGGAAAAGAACGAUCUGUUAUUUAAUUCCUUUGGAAAAUGUUGGAAACGUGAUUUUGUUGCGUAAACUUUGAUAGAGCUGCACUUUUCACUAUUGUUGGCAAAAACUAUGAUGGAAAUAAUGAUGAUUGUGAUUGGCACCUGGUUAAGUGGAGCACACAGACACUUGAAAGUCAAAAUCAACACUUGAUUUGACUGCUAGAUCUAUAGGCCGGUACUAAGCAUUCUUUGGUAAAUUUGAUCACAUGAAAUGCUUGUCACCACUAAAACUAUUAUUUUGCAACGCCACACAAGAAGAUGGCAUCACGAUGUAAAGGAAGCAAUUUUUGGAAAGCUGUUUGUACAGAACACAAUAAGUUGUAUAAAUUGUUCUAAGAAUUCAUUUUGCUACUGUAUGAUACGUUAUAAUCCUGCCUUUCUUACUUUAUUCUCUGUUUUCUUCACGGAGACGACGAGAAAGCAAAAAUUUGUAUUGGCUGCCCACCCUGGGAAGGCAAAUUUUUGUUUUAUUUUUAUUUAUUUCCCUUCUACUUUCUUUGUUUAUAAACAUUAUUGUAAGCAGCAAAUGAUUGCAUUAUAAACGGAACAUGCUAUUUGUUAGUGUUGGUAGGUUUCCAUGUUAAGCAAAAGGUUUAUUAUUACUAUUAAUUUUAGCCAAGAGAGCAUAUUAUCAUGUAACAAACACGAGCAAACAAAGAAACAUAAUAAAAAAUUAUGUACACCAUUGUAAAAAAA
Messenger RNA from Cloeon dipterum, 2723 nucleotides. Its product is annotated as CTD small phosphatase-like protein 2-B. The transcript has 8 exons. NCBI's taxonomy places the organism in Eukaryota, Metazoa, Arthropoda, Insecta, Ephemeroptera, Baetidae. The record is from RefSeq and is a predicted model, not a curated record. Bases 231 to 1523 code for a protein of 430 amino acids. Gene Ontology annotation, molecular function: phosphoprotein phosphatase activity.